Molecule: messenger RNA, 1065 nt
Organism: Symbiodinium natans
Lineage: Eukaryota; Dinophyceae; Suessiales; Symbiodiniaceae
Source: the annotation of a GenBank genome assembly
AUGGCCGCCGGAAUCUCGUUGACGCAGGAGCUGCUGGCCCAAGGAGGUGAGAAGGCCGAUGUAGCGGCUGAGGGGGUUUUCAAGAAGGAAGCCCUCCCAGUCGUAACGGGCAUCGCCGUCCUCACGGUGGUUUUGGCUGGCUGCUUGCUGCUGCUGGCCCCAGAGCUCCUAACAAUGGGAGUUCUGGCAUACUGCUUGGGGCUGAGACACGCGGUGGAUGCCGAUCACAUCGCUGCUAUCGACAACGUCACUCGAAGGCUUACUAGCGGGAGGAAGCGACCAACAACCGUUGGCUUCUUCUUCGCGCUGGGCCACUCGACGGUCGUCGUGAUCGUGUGCGCGUUGCUGGCCUUGCCAAAUCAUGGCAUCCGCGAGGCCGUGAGGUCGCUGGAGUCCAAGGGCGGCACACUUUCAGCUAUUUUUUCGGGCGGAUUCCUGGUGGUGAUUGCUGUGAUCAACUUCUUCAUUCUCCUUCGUCUGGGGCAGUCUUGGAAGGACACGGGAAAAUCUGCCACCCACGACCACUCUGCGACGGGACUCUGUGUGGCCUGCUGUCCACGGUUGUUCAGCGGGAUAACGGCUCCUUGGCAUAUGUAUCCUGUGGGAUUCAUCUUUGGUCUGGGCUUCGAGACUUCAAGCGAAGUAGCAGUGCUGGCUAUGGUCGGUCUUUCGCACAGCCUUGAGCACCCAGCCUUGGUGAUGUUGCUGCCGAUGAUGUUCUUGGUGGGGAUGUGCCUCAUUGACACCAUCAACGGUGUUCUCAUGGCCUGGGUGUAUGGAGCAGGAGGAGCAGACGGCAACAGGCAAAGACUGUACUACAACAUGUUCGUGACAGCCACAUCGGCUGCGAUAGCCAUGGUUGUCGGCAUGCUGGAGUUGCUGGGCGUUCUAGCAACAAGUGAAGGUCUGCAUGGCAAAUUCUGGAGUGUCAUCGUGGAGCUCAACAACGAUUUCGAAACUGUGGGUAUGGUUAUCAUGCUUUUCUUUUUGUCGUGCGCUGUUGCGGCAUCUUGCGGCUUCAGAUAUGUAUUUCCGGAUGUCGAGGCUGGCGAUGCAGCAGCUUAG